Paramecium sonneborni is the source of this 1340-nucleotide messenger RNA. NCBI's taxonomy places the organism in Eukaryota, Ciliophora, Oligohymenophorea, Peniculida, Parameciidae. The record is from the annotation of a GenBank genome assembly.
AUGAUGAAAUCUUUUAAAAAUAUUUAUCGUAAUAAUAAAAAAUUAUAAUAAGUGUUAGAAAUGACUUAAUAACUGUCUCAUUAAUGGGCUGGGAUGGUUCAGAAGUAAAUGGCUGAAAAAGUACUAAAUGAGAAUCAACAAAAAUAUGAUUAAUAGUAGAGAAAGUAAAGAUACAAGGAAGAAUUAGAAACAGACAUGAAAUUGAAAUAAUAGAAAAAAAUAAUUUAACAUCAAUAAGACUAACAAUUAGAAUCUUAAAUGUUAGAAACUCUUCGGUAAAGAGAAUCUAAGAAAUUAAAAGAAAUGGAACAAAGAAAAAUUAAACAAAUAGAAACUAGUUUAGAGAAUCUCAAUCAUUUAUUAAUUCGAAAAAAAAUGAAUUAAGAAAGAUCAUACUAAAGUUUAUUACUCGAAUAAGAAGACAUAAAAUAAGAGAAAUUAAAAGAGAUAAAAAGUUUAGAAAGAAUUAAAAUGUUAAAAGAUGAAGAAUCAAGAAAAUUACGCGAAAAUUAUGAUUCUAUCAUUCAAUAAAAAUUGAACUAAAAAUAAUAAAUCAAAUCAAAGUUAUUGAAAGUUUAAGAAACCGAUCCAGAUUAAAUGGUUCAAUUAGAGAGAGGGGAAGCAUCAUUAUAUUAGAAUGAAUUAAAUAAAUAACUAGAGGAAAAAAAAAGAAAAAUACUUGAAAUACAAGCAAAAAAAUAAGAAGAAAGAUUAAGAGUAGAAUAAAAAAUUGCUUUCGAAAAAUAAAAGAUAUUGGAAAAUAAAUUAAAGGAUUACAACAUGUAUAAGUAAUAUGAAAAUGAUAAUUAUGAAUUAUCAAAUCAAAGAAAAUAAAUAGGUCAUAGUUCAUCUAUGGAAUCAUAUAAUAUUAAAUUGAAUGAUAAUAAUUAAAAGAAAUUACCUCAUAUAUAUUCAGAUAAUUAUCAAGCAUAAGAAAGAAAUAAAUAAUUAAAUUUGCUUGAUUAGGAUUUACUAAAAUAUUAAAAAUUAUAACAAUAAUAACUUUAACAAGAGUAGACUUAUAAUCCAAAUAAUCAAGUUUUAAGAGCAUAGCAACCUAUUUAAACACCUCUAAAGACACCACUAUCUUAAUCAUCAAAAUAAUCAAAAUAAUCAAAGAAAUCCAAAUAAUUAAUCAAUCCAGUUCAUCAAGAUGGUCCUGGAUAUUCAUAAAUACAUCAAAGUAAAACAUAAACUCCAAAAUCCAAAUAAUCAAAGAAAUCACUACCUUAGCCUAUUGAGAUUCUUGAUUCCUCUAAUCAGUAAGUUAAACCUAAAUACAAAAAUUAUAACAUCUUAACAGGAAUCUUGCAUAUGUAGUGAUAUGAUGUUUAUUAUAU